This is a messenger RNA of Corythoichthys intestinalis (scribbled pipefish), 2272 nucleotides long. RefSeq lists its product as uncharacterized. Bases 1362 to 2024 code for a protein of 220 amino acids. The transcript has 8 exons. The record is from RefSeq and is a predicted model, not a curated record. NCBI's taxonomy places the organism in Eukaryota, Metazoa, Chordata, Actinopteri, Syngnathiformes, Syngnathidae.
AGGUGAGAAUAGAUUUUUUGAACUCAUUUUGUCAGAACUGGACUCAAAGGAGGACCCAAAUGCAGAGUUAUUGUUGUUAACAAAAAUAAUUUUUUCAACAGUCUCUCUUAAGGUGAAAACAAACAAGGCAGGUUCUUCAGCAAAAAUUCACUUCAUGAAGGAAGGCAAAAACGUUAUCAAAAACACAAAGUAGCAAACAAACUCAGAAAUGCUUACAAAAUAUUCACAAUCAGAAAGCAGGUUCUUCAAAAAAAAUUCACCUCACAAGGAAGGCAAAAUAACCAUCAAAAAACAAAAUAGCAAACAAACUCAAAAGCCUUACUAAAUUCUUCAGGACUUGACUCUCGUGGUGACUUAGGCUGUGGACUUUAGCAGGCUGGGGUGACACGUCAGCGGACGAAGACACUCUGGCAAAAAACAAAGGGGAGACUGACUAUAGGCGCUUUCGCACUGUUGUAACUAUCUGCAGUUCCUCGACCCUUUUGGGGGUGGAUGACGUCAUUUUGUGUGUUCGGAUAUGUAGGAACGUAGGACGAGGACCUCGUCUUCCGAGCAACAUUUUAGCGCCGACUCUGAAGUGAGUACUUUCCGCGGGGCCGCAGGAACGAUAUUACGUAGCUCUUUGGUGAUUCGCUGAAAUCAGCGGCAAACACGCCCCUUACUUUUCGCGCAUCACAUGGAGCCGCCAUAUUUAAAAAACAACUACUCUGUCUGUAAAUUGUUGGAAAAAAAAUGGAGCCAGGAAAAGCUCAAUGGAGCGACGAUGAGGUAAAAGCCCUCCUUGCUAUUUAUUCAACUGCGAGCGUCCAAAGAGGACUUGAGGGGUCGCAACGCAACAAAAAAAUAUUUGCCGAGAUAAGCGCACAACUGGAGAAGGCUGGGGUUUACCACAGCGCAAAACAAUUAGGGAAAAAAUGAAGAAACUGAAACAGGACUACAAGAAGAUCAAAGACCACAACAACCAGAGCGGGGCAGACAGAAAAACUGGCAAAUGGUAUGAGACGCUCGACCUCAUAUUGGGCCACAGACCAGCAUAUGGGAACGCCGAAACAAAAGACUCCUCUGCUUCACUUUUGCGGUCGUUGACGCAGAAGGAGAACAACCCACCCUCCCAGCUGCUUGAAGGUAUGGAACAAGAAGUUAUUUAAGGGUGUAACCGUUUGUUUUUGCAUGUUCGGUUCGGUUCACUUGCGUACACUGUCGGUUUUGUUGUAUUUUUCCCCUGAUAAAAUGCAUUCUAAACGCUGCAUGGGGAACCGAAUUACUGAAGGUGUUUCCCCACGGACGCAUUAAGUGUCGGACAUGACUAGUCUCGUUUUACUUUUUGUAAUAGAGAAGGGGAAGUGAAUAAAUACAUAGUUAUGUUGACAUUGCGGUACAGAUAUGUUGACCGAGAUAACACAGCAGAAUCAGAAGAUGUUGUGUGUGCACUUAAGAAAAGCAAAACAGAUCUCCUCUAUCAAAUCCAAUUACUGUUGCCUGCAGUACCCCUUGUCGCCCAUCAGUUUUUCACUUCCGACGGAGAAACGAUAAAAAGUGCGACACUCCUUAUUCCGCUCCCAUUGGGAAUCGGCUGGCCGGCGACGGUGGAGAAUCCGACUUCCUGGUUGGGAACACUCCUUUCAUCUCUUCUCACGACAAAUACAAACAUGUUGAGACGACAGCUACCAGUUCGCCAACCAAGGCCAUACGCCCAGCGGACCUGGCAUCAAUACGCCAAACGACAAGACACGUACGCCUCUCGGGUGUCAGGGGGGGCCUCUUCUGCACCCUCAGAAAACCCCGUUGUGAUGUCCUGCCAUUCCCUGCCCCCACAAAAUGCCAGUACCAGCCAGCUUACAUCAGAAAACAACGUUGUGAUGUCCUGCCAUUCCUUGCCCCACACAAAGUGCCAGUACCAGUCAGCUUACAUCAGUAACUACACACCGGUUUCCUGCUUGUCCGGAUUCACAAAUAAUAAGCCAACGCCGCCCAGCUGCCAGCACCCACUGCCAUCCCAGACCUGCAAAGAGGAGAAAGAAUGACACACUGCUUGCAACUGUGCAGGAAUGGCAGGCUUCGGACGCAGAGUACCAAAGGCAACGAAAUGCACAAUUUGACAGGAUGCUACAGGUGUUUGAAGAGCAAAAUCAACACUUUGAAAAGCAGUGUCAGGCUCUGCUGUCUGAGUCCAGCCGGCAACAUCAGAUGGUAAUGGAGGGUAUUCGGGACAUCAUGAACAGAAUGUCAAAUCGGCAUGACAAACCCUAAUUAAAAGAAAUUGGACUCAACC